CAGGGAAGUAAAUUACCAACUUAUAAUGAUGCAAGUGAAGAAGUGAGACUUUGUGGGAAACAAUAUGAAGGGGUAUUAGCACGUAGACUACCAUGAAGAAGAAAGGUGAUGCGUUGGUCGUAGUUGCUAUCGAUUUUGGCACAACUUAUUCCGGAUAUGCCUAUUCGUUCAGGGCCGAAUAUGAGAAAGAUCACACUAAAGUUUAUAGCAACAGUGAUUGGAGAUCUGGAGACGGACUUGCAACAACAAAGACACCCACAGUCAUCCUUUUCAAUGAAGAUAAACAGUUCUGUAAAUUCGGAUACGAAGCAGAGGCGAAAUACAAUACUUUACUGGAAGAUGAAAAGGCAGAAGGAUGGAGAUAUUUCAGAAGAUUUAAGAUGAGAUUGUUUCGAGGAGAGGAGAAGAUACUUGAACGUACAAGAGUAGACAAAAUAACCAAGAAUUUGAUGAUAGAAGACGAACAAGGAAAACCGAUGUCAGCUCUGAUUGUUUUUGCUGAAUCUAUCAAGUAUCUAAAGAACGAAUUCCUGCAAAACACACAGGUGCAAGGUUUGAAGUUCGACCCUAAUAAUGAUAUCCACUGGGUGUUAACAGUCCCAGCAAUAUGGACAGACAGGGCUAAGCAGUUCAUGAGAGAAGCUGCAAAACAGGCUGGUAUUCCAGAUGAUAUGUUGACCCUUGCAUAUGAACCAGAGGCUGCUGCUUUAUACUGUAAGGAAUUGACUGUACAGAAAAAAGAAGGAGCAGAAUCAAGUUCAUUAUCAUCGUUUGAACCAGGGCAACAAUUCCUUGUUCUAGAUUGUGGAGGUGGGACAGUAGAUGUGACAGCCUAUCAAGUUCAAAAUGAUGGCGAUCUUAGGGAACUUCAGCGACCAACUGGUGGACCAUGGGGUGGUACAUACGUUGAUAAUCAAUACACGACCUUCCUCAAAGAGCUUUUUGGUGCUGAUAUAUGGAGCGAAUAUUCAAAAGAGAAUCCUGAAGAUGUUUUAGAAAUUCAACGAAGGUUUGAAGCAAAAAAGAAAAGUGUUAAUGCCUCAGCUGAUGACCAGACAACAAUAUCAUUUCCCUCUUCUCUUUUUGCGAAAUAUCAGAUUGCUAAGAAUUGUUCAUCUUUUGAAGAAAGCAUUAAAAAAUCAGAAUUUGCAAAAACGAUUAAAGUUAAAAAAGACAAACUAAGGUUUGAUCACCAGCUUGUUAAAGCAUUUUUCCGGGUGCCAAUAGAUUUCAUAGUAACUCACGUUAAAGAAAUUAUUAAUGAAAGUAAAAAGAAAGGAAGAGAUAUAAAGACCAUUCUAAUGGUUGGUGGCUUUUCAGAUUCCUCUAUUUUAAGCCAAAGAAUUAUAUCCGAAUUCAAACGGAUAACAGUGAUAUGUCCCACAGAAGCUGUAAAUGCAAUCGUUAAAGGUGCAGUUAUUUUUGGCCAUAAUCCAAAUUUGAUUUCCGAGCGCAUUUCACCUCUUACAUAUGGAAUUAGUGUUAACACAGCAUUUAACAAUAAAGUCCAUCCAGCGAAACUGAAGGUUAUAUACGAUGGAAAGGAGAUGUGCACUGAUAUUUUCCAGCCGAUUGUACAAAUAGGACAUCCAAUAAGGGUUGGAAAGGAAAUUUUCAAACAUACAUGUUUGCCUACUCGUGCACUUGAUACUGAAGCCACAAUUGAAAUUUAUGAAAGUAGCAGCGAAUGUCCGAUGUAUACUAUUGACAAAGGAGUUCGACGACUUGGUGAUUUAACAGUGUCCAUUCCGGAUACAUCAAAAGGCAAAAACCGUCCUAUCAAAGUUGAGGUUUCAUUCGGGUAUACUGAAAUAGUAGUAUGUGCAUUUGAAGAAGGAACUGAAACGCAGACUACGGCAACCUUUGAUUGUUUGCUAAAUUGACACAUUAUGUGCAGAAUAUGCAUG
Molecule: messenger RNA, 1907 nt
Organism: Mytilus trossulus (common blue mussel)
Lineage: Eukaryota; Metazoa; Mollusca; Bivalvia; Mytilida; Mytilidae
Product: heat shock 70 kDa protein 12B-like
Exons: 5
Coding region: 93-1883 (596 amino acids)
Molecular function (GO): ATP-dependent protein folding chaperone; ATP binding
Source: RefSeq, a predicted model, not a curated record